UUACCACUGCCCAGAGGGGAUCGAAGCUCGAAAUCAAAAUAUUUCACAUUCACCGCAAAAUGACCAAGAUUUAGAAAUGGUUGCUCUACAAAACUUGCGGGAUGAAGAAAUUGAGAGAGGAGAAGAUUCGCCAUUGCGUCAAGAUUUUGGUGACUUUGCAAGUUUUGAACCUUGCAGUAUUAAAAAUAACUUGAGUCCUCGAUAUGGAACCGAUUCUUACGGUGAGACAUCCACUUCCAAUUUCCAUGACAUGAAUUCUUCAAAAGUACCUAAAGCUGGGUUCGACGAAUUUGUUGGCGUUUCUGGAGAUUCGCUCGUAUCUAGUAAGGACACGUUGAAUUCGCCUUUUGUGGAAGGCAGCCUUAAAUCAGUCAGAAGCUCGCCUUUUAUAUAUAAGAAAAGUACAUCCCGCAGUAACGUAAGUCAAGGUUCCCUAGCAAAGUCUGGGAGUCCGCAAAGUUUAGUCAAGCGAAGUUUUCUCGAUAGUCCAAAUCUAACUAUAUCUCGGGGCGAUCCUGAUUAUGAAAAUCGGAGUCCCGAAACCAUGUCAACUUUCGAAAAAAGGGAGAUUACUCCAUCGCAUAUAGAAUUUCCAUCUGUGGAUGUUAUGAACAUUCAGAUUAACGGUGAUAAGAAAGAGAGCAAAUGCACGAGCGAUUACGCGAACAAAUCGGGAACAUUGAAUAAUGGUUACAUUGGUAACACGGCUACGUAGCUUCAAUGAUAUCCCUCGACGUUAUCAGCAUCCGACGCUAAAAUUACAUAUGACAAAUAUGCGCAAUUAUAUCCUUGGUGAGAAUCGAUAUAAGUAUUUCAACAAAAAGGCAGUGUCUGUGCCAAAUUUAUGAGCGUAGUUUUGAAAGAAUCGCAUUGAGCAGCGUUUUGUAUACACGAGAAAAAGAUGCUAGUAUAUUCUAGACUAACGAAGUUAUAAGUCUAUAUUUUAAAUGUUUAGAUAUGUAACUAAGAAUUACUGGUCCUAAAUGCAGACAAGUGGAGUUUCCUUAUACGGGUGUUACUAUGUCUUAAUUCCGUCUCUCUAAAUGUAAUUAAUAUCGCUACGCGUGUACAGCUAAUUAGUAUAUAUAUAAUGUAA
Molecule: messenger RNA, 1096 nt
Organism: Formica exsecta
Lineage: Eukaryota; Metazoa; Arthropoda; Insecta; Hymenoptera; Formicidae
Exons: 2
Coding region: 77-715 (212 amino acids)
Source: RefSeq, a predicted model, not a curated record